Eruca vesicaria subsp. sativa (arugula) is the source of this 411-nucleotide messenger RNA. The record is from the annotation of a GenBank genome assembly. NCBI's taxonomy places the organism in Eukaryota, Viridiplantae, Streptophyta, Magnoliopsida, Brassicales, Brassicaceae.
AUGCCUCCAUCUUCUCAUCCAUCUAGCUAUACAGCGAGUGACGUAGAUAACCUCCGGGAACAGAGGGCACAAGUUGUGGAGUCAAAAAAGGAGCCUGUAUUGUUAGACAACGAGAUUGCAUUCAACGAGGCUGUGAUUGAAGGAAAAGAGCAAGGGAUACAAGAAAUACAUAAUCAUAUUGGAGAAGUUAAUGAGAUAUUCAAAGAUCUUGCGGUUCUUGUUAACGAUCAAGGAGUCAUGAUAGAUGAUAUCGGUACUCACAUUGACAACUCUCGAGCUGGAACUGCUCAAGGAAGAUCUCAGCUUGCACAAGCCUCAAAAACACAAAGAUCAAACUCAUCUCUGACAUGCUUGCUCUUGGUGAUAUUUGGCAUUGUACUCCUGAUCGUGAUUACUGUUAUCGCAGCUUGA